AACUGAACGAGUGGUGUCAGACUGCAUCUUGCUGUCUAAAGAGGUGAUAUUUCACAAUGAGGCGUGCUGAAGCUUUUCUGGUGUUGCUGCUCUGUCUGUACUGGACGGGGGCUCAGGGUGAGAGUGGAGGGCUGACAGGGAAUGAUAUCACUCAGACGGAGAUUCAGUCUGAGAUCCUGGGUGUCAAAUCAACCAGUGAUCAGACCAACAUCACCCCUGACAUCUGGGCUGAGCUGAAGGAGCUGAGAGACAUGGCCAUCGAACACAGUGUGGAGCUGAGGAACAGCAAGAGCAAGAUGGAGAAGCUGGAGCAGGAGAAUACAGCCAUACAGGCCAGACUGACAGCCAGUGAACACAAGAAUGAAGUUUUGGAAAAUGUGGUCAAAGAGCUCCAGAGAGAGAACACAGUGUUGGAGGCCAGAAUGAACACCAGUGAAAACGAGGUGGUGAAGCUGAAGAUAGAGAGUGCAGAUCUUCUAGACAGAGUAACAUCAUUUGAAGAUAAGAACAAAGUGUUGGAGGCCAGAAUGAACGCCAGUGAAAACGAGGUGGAGGAGCUCAAGAGACAGAAUGCAGACCAACCAAAGGUGGCGUUCUCACUCGGUCUCACUGACAACGGACUAAUUGGACCCUUCGAUACUGACAUCACACUUAAGUUCAGUAAAGUCAUCACCAACUUUGGUCAGGUCUACAGUCCAUCUACAGGUCUCUUCACAGCCCCAGUCAGAGGAGCCUACUACUUCUCAUUCACUACACUGGAUGGCCGGAGUAACGUAUUCAGGCGUGUUUAUCUCUAUCGCAAUGACAAGAGAGUGUUGUUCAGUUAUAAUUACAGUUCAAGUCACAGGGAAAGUGUUUCUAAUUCACUGGUUCUUCAGCUGGAAAAGGGGGAUGUGGUCUACCUGGUUUUACCUGCUGGUCAUAGUGUAUUCGACGAUGCUAGUGAUUUUACUUCCUUUAAUGGAUUUCUGCUUUUUCCACUGUGAGACUCAAACAUGAGAAUUGAUUUACCCCCAAAUGUUUGGCAUAGUGUAUAAACAAGUCAUACAGUAUUCAUGUGUAUAUGAAAGGAUGCACAUUGUUGCUGCGUUGACUUUGCUCUGCAACAAACUAUAUAUGAAAUAAAA
This is a messenger RNA of Scomber japonicus (chub mackerel), 1127 nucleotides long. RefSeq names its product heavy metal-binding protein HIP-like. The record is from RefSeq and is a predicted model, not a curated record. NCBI's taxonomy places the organism in Eukaryota, Metazoa, Chordata, Actinopteri, Scombriformes, Scombridae. The coding region runs from base 57 to 986 and encodes 309 amino acids. The transcript has 8 exons. Gene Ontology annotation, molecular function: protein binding.